Molecule: messenger RNA, 2657 nt
Organism: Manis pentadactyla (Chinese pangolin)
Lineage: Eukaryota; Metazoa; Chordata; Mammalia; Pholidota; Manidae
Gene: MAD1L1
Product: mitotic arrest deficient 1 like 1
Exons: 17
Coding region: 14-2167 (717 amino acids)
Biological process (GO): attachment of mitotic spindle microtubules to kinetochore; mitotic spindle assembly checkpoint signaling
Cellular component (GO): mitotic spindle; kinetochore; nuclear envelope
Source: RefSeq, a predicted model, not a curated record
UAGGAAAGUGGCCAUGGAGGACCUGGGGGAAAACACCACCGUCCUGUCCACGCUGAGGUCUUUGAACAGCUUCAUUUCUCAGCGAGUGGAGGGAGGCUCUGGAUUGGAUGUUCCCGCCUCUGCCCCAGGUUCUCUGCAGAUGCAGUACCAGCAGAGCAUGCAGCUGGAGGAGCGGGCAGAGCAGAUCCGCGCCAAGUCCCACCUCAUCCAGGUGGAGCGUGAGAAGAUGCAGUUGGAGCUGAGCCACAAGAGGGCGCGCGUGGAGCUGGAGCAGGCUGCCAGCACCAGUGCCAGGCGCUACGAGCGCGAGGUGGACCGCAACCAAGAACUCCAGACGCGCAUUCGGCAGCUGCAGGAGCGGGAGGCCGAGGUGGAGGAGGAGGUGAAGGAGCAGCAGGAGCGCAACAGGUCGUGUCGGCAGAGCCUGGAUGCAGCUGGCCGGAAGCUACGGGAGAAGGAGGCCUGCCUGGCCACAGCCGGCGAGACCAUCGGUGCAUUAAAGGGGAGGAUCUCAGAGCUGCAGUGGAGUGCCAUGAACCAGGAGAUGCAGGUGAAGAGCCUGGAGUCUGAGAAGCAGGAGCUCAAGGAGCAGCUGGACUUGGAGCGCAGAAAAUGGCAGGAAGCUAAUCAGAAGGUUCAGGAACUGCAGGCCAGCCAAGAUGUGAGGGCUGACCAGGAACAGAGGAUUCGGGAUCUGGAGCAGAAGCUGUCCCUGCAGGAGCAGGGUGCUGCAGUCGUGAGAAACAUGAAGUCUGAGCUGGCACGGCUGCCCAAGGUGGAGAGGGAACUGAAGCAGCUGAGGGAGGAGAACACCUACCUGCGAGAGAUGCGAGAGACGAAUGGGCUGCUGAGGGAAGAGCUGGAGGGGCUGCAGCGGAGGCUGGGGCGCCAGGAGAAGAUGCAGGAGAAGCUUGUGGAGUUGGAGCUGGAGCAGGAGAGGCUGCUGGCGAAGCUGCAGAGCUGGGAGAGACUGGACCAGACCACGGGCUUCAGCAUCAGGACCCCGGAAGACCUUUCCAGGUUCAUUGUUGAGCUGCAGCAGCGAGAACUCUCCCUGAAGGACAGAAACAGCUCCAUCACCAGCAGUGCCCGGGGGCUGGAGAAGGCCAGGCAGCAGCUCCAGGAGGAGGUCCGGCAGGUCAGCGGCCAGCUGCUGGAGGAGAGGAGGCGGCGGGAGGCACACGAGGCCCUGGCCCGGAGGCUUCAGAAGCGGGUCCUGCUGCUGACGAAGGAGCGGGACGGCAUGCGGGCCAUCCUUGGGUCCUACGACAGCGAGCUGAGCCCUGCUGAGUACUCACCCCAGCUAACCCGCCGCGUGCGUGAGGCCGAGGACAUGGUACAGAAGGUGCAUGCCCACAGCUCAGAGAUGGAGGCUCAGCUGUCGCAGGCCCUGGAGGAGCUGGGAGGCCAGAAACAGAGAGCAGAUGUGCUGGAGAUGGAGCUGGCCAUGCUGAAGUCCCAGUCAGGCUCUGCUGAGCAGAGCUUCCCCUUCUCCAGGGAGGAGGUGAGCGCACUCAGGUUGAAGAUCGAGGAGCUGGAACAGGAGCGGAGCCGUCUGGAGGAAGACAAGAAGGCACUAGAGAUGCAGUUGGAGCGGCUCACUCUGCAGGGUGACUACGACCAGAGCAGAACCAAGGUGCUGCACCUGAGCAUGAACCCAGCCAGCACAGCAAGGCAGCGCCUCCGCGAGGACCGCGCACAGCUGCAGGAGGAGUGCAGGCGGCUGCGCGGGCUCGUGCAUGCCCUGGAGAGCGGCCACCCCACCCUGGCCGACCUGGAGGUCGCCGUGGGGCUGCCGUCGUCCGAGGAGGUGGCAGAGCUGAAGAAGCAGGUGGAAAGUGCUGAGCUAAAAAACCAGAGGCUCAAGGAGGUGUUCCAGACCAAGAUCCAGGAGUUCCGCAAAGUGUGCUACGCGCUCACGGGCUACCAGAUAGAUGUCACCACGGAGAGCCAGUACCGGCUGACAUCCAUGUACGCCGAGCACAAGGCUGACUGCCUCAUUUUCAAGGCCACAGGACCCGCGGGCGCCAAGAUGCAGCUGCUGGAGACGGAGUUCUCAGGUGCCGUACGGGAGCUCAUUGAGCUGCACCUGCUGCGCCAGGACAGCAUCCCGGCCUUCCUCAGUGCCCUCACGCUCGACCUCUUCAGCCGCCAGACCGUGGCCUAGCCUGCUGCCACGCGCAGGGCUCGGCUGUCCCCUCAGCCUCUGGAGGUGGCGGGGGCAGCCAGCUGGCCAGGACCUGCCCCACAGGGCCAGCUGCCCAUCCCACCCGUUCGCCCCAACACAGAUGGCCUCCUCAGCCAGGCAGGCAGCAGCAUGGUGCGAUGGGGUCGCUGAGCCCUGUCCCAGUCACCCUGCCCAGGCAGCCUGCACCCCAUGCUCAGGACCCUGAGGGCCCACCUCUAGCCAGCAGGCGCUAUGAUGCUCAGGGCUGCCCACUCGGUGGGAAGGGCCACCACCUUCUCUUUUCUUCCUUCCUGGAAAAUUCUGCUCUUGGAGGUGGCCUGGAAGGGCAGUGUUUGGGGGUGGGCCCGCUUCCUGUCACCUCCCCCAACUGUCCCCCCACCCACAUGCCAGGAGCCUGGUGGGUGGACCUGGGGCGGCCAGGCAAAGUCCCUGGGUCCUUAUGAAAUAAAGCUUUCUCUCUGCCACCCCG